Messenger RNA from Lacerta agilis (Sand lizard), 602 nucleotides. RefSeq names its product HOP homeobox (gene HOPX). Lineage: Eukaryota; Metazoa; Chordata; Lepidosauria; Squamata; Lacertidae. The record is from RefSeq and is a predicted model, not a curated record. The transcript has 4 exons. Gene Ontology annotation, molecular function: DNA binding. Gene Ontology annotation, biological process: regulation of transcription by RNA polymerase II; cell differentiation. Gene Ontology annotation, cellular component: nucleus. Bases 204 to 425 code for a protein of 73 amino acids.
ACCCUCCUCUCAUUCAUACACACACACACACACAUGCAGAAAGGAGCUGUUUGAGGUUACCGCCUGCGCAGGUACUUAAACAUUCUUGGAGGAUCUCGGCUGCUUAAAGAAGAUCCGGUUCUUCCCCAGGAAGGGGAGAACGAAACUCUGCAGGAACCAUCAGUUUCAGCUCACUAUUGCAGGCAAACGUGUGCCAAGAGAAGAUGUCCACCGAAACGGCGGCCAGCCCCACAGAGGAACAGAUAGAGAUUCUGGAGUACAACUUCAACAAAGUCAACAAGCACCCAGACCCAGCCACCCUUUGCCUCAUAGCUGCUGAGGCAGGACUGUCCGAGGAAGAGACUCUGAAAUGGUUCAAGAAGCGCCUUGCAGAGUGGAGGAGGUCAGAAGGGCUCCCUUCAGAGUGUGGGUCUGUCCGAGACUGACUUGAACUCUCCUUCCAGAGACUAUCCUAGAAAACUGAUGGCGUCCAUCGAUUAAUUCAUGCUGCGGAACAUGUUGCUAUCAAAACUAAUUGUGUCUGUUAUUUAACCUGCUGCCUUAUUUAAAAUGUACAUAACCCGAGGGGGGUAAAUAAUUAUAUAAAACCAUAUAUAUAUAUA